This is a messenger RNA of Mycena indigotica, 1323 nucleotides long. RefSeq names its product p-loop containing nucleoside triphosphate hydrolase protein. The coding region runs from base 1 to 1323 and encodes 440 amino acids. The record is from RefSeq and is a predicted model, not a curated record. Lineage: Eukaryota; Fungi; Basidiomycota; Agaricomycetes; Agaricales; Mycenaceae. The transcript has 3 exons.
AUGCACUUGCCCACCUCCGCACCCUUGUUCAUUCAGAUGUUAGCUCGCAAAUCGCCGCAUACCACUCUCGCCGCAGCGAGUAUUCGAAAAAAGGACACAAUGUCACAUUUCCGAAGUGGUGAAGUAAAGAUUUUGCUUGCGACGGAAGCAGCGGGUAUGGGUUGUGAUAUACCAAAUAUUGAGCUCGUCGUCCAGUUUAUGGUCCCACGCUCACUGUCGAUCUGGCUCCAGCGUGCGGGCCGUGCGGGUCGUAACCCAACAAUCUCUGCACGCGCUGUUCUUUUGGUGCAGCCAAGCGUCUUCAAGGAGGUGAUGAAGGAUGGGGAAACCAAGUUCCAGAAGACUGUCGAGUCGGGUUUGCGGAGCUGGGUUGAGGCUGAUAAUUGCCGAAGGGACGUUGUCGAUGAAUACUUUGACAGUGGAGUCGAGCGAGCUGCAGCUCCAACAGGUGCAUGCUGCGACAACGGUGACGGGGUGCCUCUGCCAGAGGAUAUCCCUAGCGCCGGCCCUGUCUCAUUGGCUCCUACCCCCGUGGCUGCGCGCUACAAGUACCGUCUACCUGCAGAUCGUCCAGGGGCGCUUAAGCUCAUUACCGACUGGCGCGCGGACGUGAUGCGGAGGCUAUAUUCUCGUCGUCCCUGGGGGUUGUUGGCAUUCCUCCCUGCUGACACCAUCGAACGGUUAGUCAAGCGUACAGGCCUGACGUCGAUCGAAGAGUUAAUUGCAGCAGGCUGGAGCAAAACUCAUGCGAUGAAGCAUGGUGUCGAGGUCAUCACACUGCUCUCUGAGCAUGAUGCACGUUGCAAGCAGGCUCGGGAGGAGACGAGAAAGCGUGAAGCAGAGGUGCAGCGAGAGGAGGCAGCAAAGCGUCGGAAAGUUAUUGAUGAACGCAAGGCUGCAGCCGCAGCCGCCAAAACAAAAACACCACGUCCUAAAUCAGCUCGCAAGUCCCGCGCAAAACAUGCACAGCCUCUGCAGCCGUCUGCAAUACCCAAUCUUUGGAUGUCACCGUCUCCCUCCUCAUCCCCAUACCUUACAUAUCCAGUGAUACCGACUACUCCUCUCACACCAAUCCCUUACUAUCCAGCCUACUGUCCUGCCCCACCCACACCUUCACCACUAUCUUACUACCCACCUUAUUAUUCCACUUCCUUUCAUGAUCCAAAUCCAACUACACCUUUCACUCUACCAUUUAUCAACCCCAAUGAUCCUGACUAUCAAGAAGCAUUAGAUGCAUAUGAACUCCCUGAUCCUCAGUUUAUGAUUGAUCGUAUACGCAUGCACUUUUACAAUACUCAAGACACAAAUAAUUCUUCACUAUAA